UGUUAUCAUCUCCUCUGCUUCGGUCUUCUUAUCUCGCUGCAGUUCUGGUCGCACCUGAGAAGUGAGAACAGACGACUCAGAAGAAGAAAAGAUGGCGAAGGGCAAGAAAGAGCUGCUGUCGAAAGCGCCGUGGAGAGGAGACGACGACGACGGCGAGGCCGACAAGUUCAAAGACGCUGAGCUCAAAGUCACCAAGCAACCUGGCUCCGACGCCAAAAUGCACCUUCCUCGCAAGAAGAACGGCCGCCCCUCCGACUACGAUGAAGACGACGACCAGCUCGAGAUUGACCCGGAGCUUCGUUACAGCUUCCACCGCAAUUAUCAGUUCCUUCAGAGAGUAUUUAGCAUUGACACAAUAGUGAAGCCACUCCCUCCUGCCAUGGCUUACAAUGCCUCCCGUAACUUGAGCUUCUUCACUCGCAUCUUCACUCAAUUCUUUGGUAAGUCUUGGACUUGGUUUCAUAUAUUAUCCAUUAACCACCCUGAAGGUAUUGCAAAUGCCCAGAAGUCGCUUGGGUUAGGCCAAGAAGAGAAAGCUCGCAACGUCCGUUGACAAGUGCGCUCUAUUAUCUUCCAGUAUUCCCUCUGUUCACCAUCUGUAAUUUUCAAGCAAAAUUAAGUAGUUAAUUUUGUGCUCUCAAAGAGGAGGGAGGUCCAGAAUACUAUUCUAUCAACUUCAUGCUUUCUGAACAGAGUUUUAAAAAUGCCAUGUUCUUCUAGUGCCGGAUUGAGAUCGGAUUCUUCUUGUUGUGAAUUCUUGUUCCUUGGCUUUGCCUUUAGCUACCAUGAGCAACCCCAGAUUUCAUUUUUGGGAGGGGUACAUCUUUCUUGCUAUAACCAGCCUUAAUGAGAGUAGAGCCAUGUAGGAGCCAAACAUUAGAACUGGUCUGGUUGGUUCUGGAGUUCAACAUAGGCUUGGAAUCGACUCAAAGCAAAGUAGGGAAGGAGAGUUGUUUGAGACCGCCAUAGAUAUGGCUUGGGAUGUUUUGCGUUUUGGUCGUGUUGAUUGCUUGUUCAUGGAGUUUUUCUUUAUACAGUUGGCUGCAGCUGCAGCUGCACUGCAUUAGUUAUGCCCCUGGACCUCUUGCCUAUGUAUCAUUCAUUCUCCUAACAAUCUAAAUCUUUUCAAUUAAGAUUCAUCAUUCAAGCUUCGUACUCGAAUAUCGCCUCACCGUUGAUUGAUCGUUGUAUGAUUCUAUUGGUGAUUUUUUGUUAUUUGUUU
Molecule: messenger RNA, 1222 nt
Organism: Linum tenue
Lineage: Eukaryota; Viridiplantae; Streptophyta; Magnoliopsida; Malpighiales; Linaceae
Source: the annotation of a GenBank genome assembly